This is a messenger RNA of Aspergillus affinis, 1395 nucleotides long. RefSeq lists its product as uncharacterized. Bases 1 to 1395 code for a protein of 464 amino acids. The transcript is spliced from 2 exons. The record is from RefSeq and is a predicted model, not a curated record. NCBI's taxonomy places the organism in Eukaryota, Fungi, Ascomycota, Eurotiomycetes, Eurotiales, Aspergillaceae.
AUGUACGAUCCCGCGCAACCGUUCCUUGAAGACCUCAUCAGCGAGACGUCACCAGAGCCACCUACAGAGGUGCUUGACUUACCAAGAGGCGAAGGGAUCUUCCUAGAAGAGGAACCUAACCGUAUGGAAGAGGGAGAGGUCCCGAGAAUUGAAAGAAACGCUCACGGAUCGAAUGACGCCUCAAAUAGCGAAAUCAUGAAAAAUUUAAGUGGUAGAAAGGUUGCAGAAGGUCAGGGGGUGGCCACCAUUGAUCAUGUUGAUUAUCUCGCACAACCAAGCACCUUACCAACACCUGAAUCGACUCCUGAACCCCACGUUGAACUUCACGAUCAAGGGGACCGAGGCAACUCCAAGGCCAUUCCUGGGGAUUUCCCUGAAGAUCCACCCCUUGAAGAACCCGCAGAAUCUCCGCAGGAUGAAGCCGCCUCCCGAAUGCUCGAAGAUUCGCUUCAGAACUCGAUCUUUGAAGAAGAAAUACGUAUUUCUUCAGUACCUCCAACUACUCAACACCACGAUUCCGCGCUACAAGAAGAUCAUGAUUCGGCCUCCUCAUCAAGAUCAGGGGGUGGACGAGGCGGAAGACGUGGCCGAGGCAGAGGAAGAGGCCCUACCGAUGACGGCGCUCGCGAAGAAAAUAUCUUGCAAGAAAGACGCGUACGGCAGCCACGGAAGGACAUGAAGGAAUACAAAUCCUACGCGAUGUUUGAACCUUACAUUCAGGAUCCCUACAUCGUUGAAAAUGCCUUUUCAAUGGCCCUCGAUCUCGCAGCAAGAGAGAGGAAACGCUGGUACCGCAACGAGCUUCCUCCACCAAUUAACCAAGAAGAAGCGCGUGAUUCGCAGGUUCUUCCGUUGAAAUGGGUAUUUACAUACAAAUUCGAUGAAAAUGGCAACUUCAUAAAAGCGAAAGGCCGCAUCUGCGUCAGAGGAGAUCUCGAGAAGGACACAAUCGCUAACAAUUUUGCUGCAACGGCGUCAGCCAGGGUAUUCCGAGCCGUCAUGGCCCUCGUCGCUGCUUUCGAUCUCGAUACGGACCAGAAAGACGCCGUAAAUGCCUUCCUGAAUGCACUACUCGAUGAGGCCGUAUACACAAGAACACCAGAAGGAUUCCACACAAAAGGAAAGAUAUGGAAACUCAGAAAAGCGCUAUACGGAUUGCGCAAAUCUCUACGCCUCUGGCAGCGAGCUCUCGCUACUACACUGCUCAGAUUUGGUCUUAUUCCCGUGCCUGAAGAACAAUGCCUCUUCGUGAAUGAAUACAUGAUUGUGCUAGUCUACGUUGAUGAUAUUCUCGUGAUCAACUUGCCUACUCCGGAGGCCCGAGAGGCCGCAAAGCGAUUCAAGGAAGCUCUCGCGGAAGAAUAUGAGCUUCGGAAUAUGGGGGAAGUGGGAUAG